Molecule: messenger RNA, 1963 nt
Organism: Zea mays
Lineage: Eukaryota; Viridiplantae; Streptophyta; Magnoliopsida; Poales; Poaceae
Exons: 9
Coding region: 171-1862 (563 amino acids)
Molecular function (GO): protein binding
Source: RefSeq, a predicted model, not a curated record
UCUACAGCCCAAUUAAAAACCUCAUUUCUUCUCUCCAGGAAAGAGGGAUUCUAUUUCAGGACGAACGGACACAGAUGCAUGGAUGCACGUGAUCAGCUACCAGCUGUAGUAGAAUUGAAACCCUCUCUCCUCUACCUCGCGACGUAGUAGUCAGUGCACACAGAAGGUGGAUGCAGAUAGAUGCAUUGCAUUGUCACCAUCGUAGCACCUCCCUCUCUCUCUCCCCUUUUCGUUCCGAGGAAGGAAGCACCACAGGGCCAGCAGAGAUGUCUGGAAAAGGGAAGAGGCGAAGCGCUAGAUUGUUGAAGCUGGAAGAGCAGAAGAACGACGGCGGCGCCGUCUGCUUCCUUGACCCCUGGCAGAUCAUCCGGAACAGCAUUUCCGGUCCGAGCGCGCGAGGGAAAAGGAAAAGGAAUGAAGGAAUCCAGCCGCAGGGAGAAGCUUCUUGCAGCCGCCAGGAGCCACUGUAUGCAGGAAACAGCAAUAGCUUACCAAGCCAAACCUCGGUAGGACAGAUCAUCGAGUAUAUCCUUGACGAGUUGGAGAUGAGAGACAGGCAUGAGCUGUUUGCAAUGCCAGACGACAUCCAGGUGACUGAUUAUGCAGAGCUGGUGAGCAGGCCCGGUGACUUCGCGACACUGAGACAGAAGAACAGGGAUGGCAUGUACACGGCACUGGAGCAAUUCGAGAACGAUGUUUACAUGGUGUUCCAGAAAGCGAUAACGAUGAACAGCCAGGACACCGUGCCUUUCAGAGAGGGCAUGGCGCUGCUGGAUCAAGCCAAGCUGGUGUUCAUGUCCCUGAGGAGCAACCAGAUGUUCUCGGAGUCGGAGCUCGCGGCGUGGCGCCAGAGGCACGCGGACCAGAUGCAGCAGCCGAUCACGCCGGAGGGAAGAGAGGGCGGCGGCAGGGGACCACCACGUCACACGGCUGCUGCGCCGCUGUUGCAGCCGUCCGCCGCCACGCCGAGGAAGAGGAGCGCCGCCGAGACGAAGAAGCAGGAGGACGCCCGCACCGGCGGGAACGCUACGGGGAACCAGAGAGGGAGGCCGCGCGGCGCCAGGGAGACCAAGGCCACGGCGCCCACGCCGCCGGGAAAGAGGGCGAGAAAAGCAGCAACGGCGGGCUUUAACGGCGGCCGCGGUCUGGUGGCUCGAAGAAGGCUCACUUACAAUGACGAAGCUGCUGCCGAUCAAGGCUGGCGGGAGAUAGCGGCGACGCCGGUCUUCCAAGGCCGGCACGUUACACUCAGAGACCAGCCGCAGGAGCAGACGUUCCGAGGCAGCCUGCAGCGCUUCGUGCGGCACGCGGGGCUGAAGGCGCGCGUGGCCGCCGAGUUCAGGAGCCUCGAGUGCGUCGCGCGGGCCAGGCACUGCCCCGUCCCGCAGUGCUGGAACGGCUUCGCUCCCAGCGCCGGUUUCCUCCCGCCGUCGCCCCGGCCUCCGGGCGCCGCCGCCGCGGAGCCGGGGACGUCGUCAGAUCAGCAGGCGGCGGCGCCGGAGUGCAAGCUGGAGACGGACGAGGUGCUCAAGCUCUUCGUGCUCAUGGGCACGCCCGCUGCGUUCUUGAGCAGAGCCAAGAAAAUGUUCGGCCAAGAUGAGCCAGAGAAAAGCGCGCAACCGGCCAAGGCUGCCGACGACGCCCGGGCGCGCGCUGGCGCUGCAACGACGGCCGAGACUGGGCACGGGAAGAAGAGCAGCGCGAGCGAGCCAUCGGCCGCCGCGUGCGGGCCGUUCGCGCCGCCCAAGUUGGUCCCCGGCCGGCUGGGCUUCGGCCAGUUCGCCGCCUCUUCAGCACGUCCGUUCAAGCUGAACUCCAAGCCUUCGGCGUCAAAUGAUUCCGGCAAGAAGAAACUUCAGUGAAAGCAUAGCAGCUCAUCCAUCUUUAUCAUCUGUAUCCAUCGAUCAUAAUCCAUAUACUGAUGAUCCCUGAAUAAAUAUAAAAUGCAGGCAGGUUAUACCCA